AAGUUCGGCUCAGUAUCAUUUCUACGCCGGUUGAGUCGAGACGGCGGAUCGCUUGCGCAUUGAAUAAAAAAGGCGCCAGUCUGUGACUUUACAACUUACGCCUUGUUGUUUUAUAUUCGAUCAAAGUGAUAAUUUGUGUGCACUCAAAUCACUCAACCAGCCACAAAUGUGAACAGCGCAAGAGCCUGGACCGAAGCAGGCAGAUAAAAUCAAGUUUCAUCACCCGGUCGGUACACAAAGCCUCCUACGUGAGCGAUCGAGUCGCUGUCAACGAUUCUUUUUUGCUAAAAUAUACAUAUCACUCAAAGACGGAUAGAGAAGAUACCAACAAAAAAUAAAUGUGAUCCAACAGUUGAUCGAUGUAAUUAGUGCAAUCCGUUAGUGGCCGGUUGGAAAUCUCGGUUUCGUGGCUCCAUUCCGCGUGAUUUUUGUGUUGGGUAAGAAAAUCUAGUGAAUACAUAUAUCGGUGACGCACCAUCCGAUUUCCGAAGCAACGCCAGCCUACUAGAUAUCAGCACGAGAGAGCAGUAAAUAGCACAGAGCUUUAACUGCAACCCUGCAACGGCAACUAAUUACAACCAUGCCGGUAUAUCUGGAAGUGAGCACCAAUUGCGAUGAUGAGCAGUACGAUAACGGCGGAAGCAACGUGACUAGUCAACAGAAUCUGCUGUCAUUGCAGAGCAUAUCUAGUCUUUCACAUCCAAAUUGUCUAUUCAACCCUAGUCCUAAGAACGAUGAACCAUACGGAAAGACUGAAAAACGUAAACUCCUGUGGGCGAUUGGCUUCACGCUUGUUUUUAUGAUAGCGGAAUUCCUCGGAGGGUAUCUAUCCGGCAGUUUAGCCAUCAUGACCGACGCCGCCCAUCUGCUGUCCGACUGCAUCAGCUUCCUCAUAGCGGUCAUCUCCAUCUGGAUAUCCAACAAACCUCCCGACGGGAAAAUGUCGUUUGGCUAUCGAAGAGUAGAGGUUAUCGGUGCCAUUCUGUCCAUUGUGGGCAUCUGGGCACUGACGGCAGCCCUCGUAAUCAUGUCCAUCCAGCGGUUGAUAUCAGAGGACUUCGAAAUCGACGCCGACACCAUGAUCAUCGUUGCAGUUCUGGGGGUCGUCAUGAACAUCGCAACGGCUUUCAUCCUACACGGGUCGUGCAGUAUCGUACCGCACAUGCACCAUGGCCACUCUCAUGGCGGUCACUCACAUGGGCACUCUCACAGUCAUGCUCACUCUAACACCAAUUCGCAGGCGAACUUGGUGGAAGCGUCUUCAACGCCACGAUCUACGCCUCUAUCCCGAUCACGAUCUGGAUCUCCAACCAAAAAGCCCUGUCCCAAGCUUGACAAACUAAAGAUCUGCGACGAGAAAAAGUGCGAUCGAAUGGAAGUGCUGACCAUUCCAAAUUUGCCAUCCAGCCCCAGUGUUAGCCCUCAUCCAUCCUCACCAAACACCCGACACAACUCGUUUGCGACUAAUUCGUCCAUGCAACGUCCCAAUCUGGAGAACAUUCUAGCCAUAGCCAAAAACAAACUCAACUCGGAAGCCCUGCGACAUCGGAUGAGCUUCGAUGCAACGCUGCACUCCCCGGACCUGAUCAGCUCCAGUAGGUUCAUGUACAACAAAAUUGGUACCGACGUCGAUUCGGGGCUGGCUGUGAGCCGGAGGGAUAGUAAUGUCAGCAACGACACAUCCUUACAUGAAGAACCGUGCUCCGGAGGCGAUCAUCAGCUCGAAGAUGAAAAUCUCAACGUUCGCGCAGCGAUUAUUCACGUGAUCGGUGACUUCAUUCAGAGCAUCGGGGUGCUACUGGCUGCGAUUGUGAUCAAGUUUGCCCCAAAUCUCAAGGUGUUCGAUCCCAUAUGCACGUUUCUGUUUUCGAUUAUCGUACUGGUUACCACCGUGCGGAUCUUCCGCGAUUCGAUGCGCAUAUUGAUGGAUGCCGUCCCCGUUAACAUCUCGAUCGAAAAGCUACGCACCGAGCUGGGUUGCAUCCACGGAGUGAAAUCCGUCCAUGAGCUGAACGUGUGGAGCAUAUCCACCGGGUUGAAUCUGAUGACCGUGCAUUUAACGGUUGAUCCAAUAGUCAAUACGUCGGAAAUCUUAAUCGCUGCCAACACCAUUGCCCGGAAAGGAUUCAAUAUCAAGAAAUGUACGGUACAAAUAGAGAAGAUAAGCUUCUAAGUCGGCCAAAGUAGUUACCUGUGAUGCGGUGCUUGUUCUGUUAAGAUAAGUCAUCAGAAAAGUUCAAUGAAAUGUACAUAAUUGUUUUAAAAAGCAGAACUCAUUAUAAUCAGCAAUCCCAUUGGAUUGUUUAAACAUUAAACACUCAAAAGCCUUUC
Messenger RNA from Aedes aegypti (yellow fever mosquito), 2331 nucleotides. RefSeq names its product zinc transporter 2. The record is from RefSeq and is a predicted model, not a curated record. NCBI's taxonomy places the organism in Eukaryota, Metazoa, Arthropoda, Insecta, Diptera, Culicidae. Bases 581 to 2173 code for a protein of 530 amino acids. Gene Ontology annotation, molecular function: zinc ion transmembrane transporter activity. Gene Ontology annotation, cellular component: plasma membrane. The transcript has 6 exons. Gene Ontology annotation, biological process: zinc ion transmembrane transport; response to zinc ion.